UUUUUUUUUUUGACAACAGAAUUAAGGAAAAUGGAAGGUGAUUUUGUGUGUGGUUUUAUCCAAGCAAUGGACGGUGAGAAAGACCCACGUAAUCUUCAACUAGCCUUUCAAUGUGCAGAAAUAAUUAUCAAACAGCUUUCGCUAGGUCUCUUUGUUGAAGAAAUGUUUGAAAUUACUGCCUGUUAUUUUCCUAUAGACUUUCAACCUCCUGCAGAUAAUCCGCAUGGUAUUGAAAAGGAAGAUUUAGUCCUCAGUCUUCGCAGAUGUUUAACUGCAACUCCUCGUUUUGCUGAAUUUGUACUGCCACUCCUUUUUGACAAAUUAUCUUCAGAUGUCCCAGACUCUCGAAUCGAUGCCAUGCAAACUUUGGCUGAGGUUUCCCCUGUGUAUGGAGCUGAAGCUCUCAAUAAAUAUUUAUCAUUAAACGUGCUCUUCUCCAUAUUCAGAAAUGAGUUGAUAUCUGGCAGUAAAGAAGCUCAAGAGGCUGCUUUGAAGGCAACACAAAAUAUUACAUCUACGUUGACUGACCAAAUAAUUGAGGAUGACAGCGAGAGUCCUUUGAAUUCCUUCUUGAAUUAUAUUUUAAAAGUUUGCCGAUUAAAUAGUCAACAGGAGGAACAGUUUGUUAAUCACAUGAAGCUUCUUCAUAGUGCUGCUUCGGCAUCAAAAGUUUCUGCAAUUUAUAUUCUUCAACAAAAACUACCAGAGCUCUUGGAGAUGAAUGAGAAAGCAUGUCAGUCAAACUGGAAAGUUCUUAUUCUGAGGUGUAUAUAUGGGUUUUUAGAAGCUACCAAAUCUUUACCAGAUUUGAAGAAUGAAGAAAAUCCUGUCUCUCAGCAUCUCAACAAAAUAUUUGCCAUGUUCACAACUUGUUUAAGUAACUCGAGUGUCUCACUUUGUUUGAUUAGUGUUAAGUGUCUUGCUUUGCUGUUGGAUUAUCACGAUAUCCUCGACCCUGAUAAAAAGGCGUUAAUUAUGCAACACAUUCUCAUAGUUAUGAGUAAAACAAAAGAUGAAAUUCUAAGAUCUCAGUGUAUUUCUACAUUAUCUGAAGCAUCAGUCAAAUACCCAGAAAUCAUACAACAGAAUGUUCUGCCAGCAUUGUUUCAAAUCUUAAAGAAUGGAACCAGAGACAACAUAUCGAACCAAAGCCAUCAAAUAAACAUAAACAGUGCCCUAGAAAUAUUUUCUUCAAUUUGUAUGCAACCUUCACUCACAAAAGCUGUCUUACCAGAAAUUUGGAUUUGGUUAGAGAAUUUAGUUAAAGGCGAUCCCAAUAGAACGUCUGAUGUCAGUAAAUUAUUUCACGAAGGAAUGGAAUCGUUACUCAAAAUUACAAUCAUCAACUGUUCUGACCACCCGUUUAUGUGUCCGGAGUAUUUUUAUUCAUGGUUGCUGCCUCAAUUAUUAAAGUUAAACAUUUGUCAUCUUGUCGAAAGUGAAGUCUCGUCCACCACAAACUCAAUCACAGACUGCACAAGCUCUAUCUUGAGGGAAAUUUCAACAAGGCUUGACAAAAGGAAAGGAGAAGAAUUAUCGGAACAAAUGAUACGGCUUUUCCUUCACCAAGAUCUUAGUGUAUUUGACAUUUCUGCUUCUUUGAACAUGAAAUUUUGUCCAUUAAAGCCAACAUCUGUCAAACAAACACGACUGAUAGGAUUUUUAAUGGCUGUCAUAUGCAGUCUUCUUCCUGAGGUUUCCAUUGAUGACUUGCAACAGUUGCUCGAGCAACUUGCUGGCCUUGCAUUACAAAGCAAAGAUCAAAUAACACGAACAGCAGCAGCCAAAUGUUUUGCCGGCCUUAUCAACAAACACGGACAGACUUCUCCUGGCAAAGAAUGUUUAGAUCGUUUACAAGAGCAACUUAAAGAUAAAUUAAUGAAUAAAAAUAACUCUUCAGGUGAUCUUCGAGCGAAAGCUUUACAUUUGUGGCUCUGGAUUACUAAAGCUCUCCUUAUCUCUGCUCAUUCUGAAGCUAACAACUUUGUUGGACUGGUAUUUAAUCUAUUGAGUGAUGAAGAGCUGGGAGAAGCGGCAGCGGAAGGGAUGUUUCUCAUUCUCUCUGAAUAUAAAGAUGUUUUAAGCCAACCCCAACAUGCAAAGAUCCGUAUUAUGUACAAGCAAAGGCUUUUUGUUGAAAAUGUACAGCAUCUGUCAAAAUCAUUCCAUGAAGUAAAAUCCGAGUUAAAGAAGAAUUAUCUGAUAGCCGUGUCACAUUUAUUAACGUUUCUACCACAUCAAGUUCUUGUCUCCAAACUCCCACCUUUGGUACCAAUGUUGGUGUUAGCUCUGAUGUUUGACGACAACAAACUCCAAAUGUCCACAAUGGCAACUAUGAAGACCGUACUGGAUGAAAGCCCAAAUCUUCUAGCGCAGCAUGUUAAUCUGGUUGUACCCAAGUUAAUCAAACUCUCUGAAACAAAUGCUUCAAUGAAAGUACGCAUUGCUUCGCUUGAGUGUUUAGAGAAUUUGACACAACUACCGACAACCACUCUACUGCCAUACCGAAGAGAAGUAAUUCGAGCACUUGGUCCCGUUUUAGACGAUAAGAAACGCUUAGUAAGGAAACAAGCUGUCAAAGCGAGAGGAGAAUGGUAUCUUCUUGGUGCUCCAAGCAGCUGAGAACGAUGAACAUUACUUCCCACUCGUCAAUGUUGAGAUAGCAUUCCAAAAAAUUCUUCCUUAAAAAAAAAUGGCCAUCUGGAACAAAAAGCAGCUGUUCAUUUGAAAGGCAAUGAAUUUUUUAAAAAUCAGAAAAUAAAUUUCCACCCUUCUGCCAAAUUUUA
Messenger RNA from Octopus bimaculoides (California two-spot octopus), 2786 nucleotides. Its product is annotated as MMS19 nucleotide excision repair protein homolog. Gene Ontology annotation, cellular component: cytosolic [4Fe-4S] assembly targeting complex. The record is from RefSeq and is a predicted model, not a curated record. Lineage: Eukaryota; Metazoa; Mollusca; Cephalopoda; Octopoda; Octopodidae.